AUGGAGUGGAAAGGACUUUGGAACUACGUGGAAAACCUCAUCCCGGGGAAGUCCCGCUCGCAGGAGAGUGUAGAUCGGGGGGACUCGAACUCGCAGGACUCUGAAGACUCACAGGACACGCCGCCCUCCCCCUGCCGCAGCCUGGCUCGGCGCUACCCUGUCAUAGACGAGGACGAUGAGGAGGAGAGUAGAUCUCGAGAGAAAGCAGUUACGAACGAGGAUGAGGACGAGGACGAGGAAGGGGACAUCGACGGCGACGGCGUCUCAAGCUCUCCUUCGGAUUCGAGUGACUUCGAGGACUCGGAAGGCGUCGACACGGAAAUCGAAAACAAUACUGUGAGCGAGAACAGCGACAGCGGCAAAAAGGGCACUACCUAUACCAUAUCCACGCACACGGCUUCCGCGCCCAUUUCUAGUGCAGUCACCACCAAUACUUCUUCCAACUCCACCUCUGGCUCUGCCAACCUCUCCUCGUCCUCCACCUCGGGCUCCACCGAAUCCACCUCCAGCUCCACCAGCAGCGGGAGCGAAGAAAACAGCGCCGACGAGGAGGGACGCGACGGCAGCGAGAGCCAAGAAUCUCCUGCUGGAAACCACAAAACUAAACUCGAAGAAAGCAAAGACAACGAUAAAAACGAGAAGAACAAAGAAAUAAAACCGAACGGUGAAGUACCUCAACACGAUCACAGUGAUAGUGACGGUGACCAUGAAUACGACGGAACGGAAAAGACAUGCAAGGACCCAUCUCUAGCCGGGGAGAAAGACCCAUCCGUGGCUAGUGAGAAGGACCCAUCUGUGGCUAGUGAGAAGGACCCAUCUGUGGCUAGUGAGAAGGACCCAUCCUUGGACAGUGAGAAGGACGUGGGGCAAGAUGAGACAGCGGCCGAAGGAGAAGGGAACUGGGAGAUGACUGAAGGCGAAGACAAGAUGGAAAACCCAAAGGACGCGAAGACGAGCGUGAACGUCGCCAUCUUAGCGGCAGCCAGGGAACGGAAGAAGGACGAGGCCAAGAAGGAGUGCCGGCAGGCGGACGUCAAGGGCAAGAUCAGGAAUCUGGAAGAACAUAAAGUCGAGGCGAAUGGGACGGCCGGCGGAGCGACCCAGGAGGAGACGGAGUCGGCGGCGAAUGGGAAGCUUGAGAAAACUGAUCACGAUAGGGUCGGGAAGAAUCGGAGGAGGCGGAGAAGAAGAGGUGGAAAUAUAGAAGUAGAAGAUAAAGAAGCGUCUGAAAAAGAGGCAGAUGAUGGGGAGAAGGUAGAAACUGACACGGUCAAGGAGUCUGUCACUAAAAGCACGGUCGAAGACAAAGACAAGAACACAGGUCGUAAGAAAGUGACUUGCAGGAGAGCCGAUUCGAAGAAGGGAAGAGGCAGAGGAAAACUGGAUAAGGGGCGCAGUCAGUGGCUAGUCUCGACAGAGCAGGCAGAAAGAGGAGGGAGCCGAGAAUACGACAGGAGGAUGGAAGUAGCGACGAGCGAAAAUAGCUGUGGCGAGGAGGAAGCAGCGAAGUGCGGAAAAAACACGAGAUGCGGUCAAGAGUCGCGUGCGGGGAAGACGGAGACUCCCCCAGCAGGCGAGGAGAGCCAGGCAGACUCGGGGAAGGAGAGCGCAGAACCAGACGGCGGAGAAGCUCGGCGGGAGUCGGAGGGUAAUGGGAGAAGGGCAGAGCGACUGCUGAGCGAAAAUUCCGAUAACGACGAAGACUUCAGCGCGGAAGAGGCGAAGGCGAGGGACGAGGGCGAGGCGCAAGGAGAUAGUGACAGCCGCCCCGCCAGAAGGACCUACGACAGACUCAAUGCAAGGGCAAGGAGCUUCCUUGAAAAGAGGAGAGGGGAGAGGAACGCCGCCGCCGCUGCUGCUUCUUUCGCCUUCGAGAAGAACGGCACUGAUCGAGAGUACGUCUCCCGCCGUUCCACGAGAUCGCUGCAGUUCUCCGACAUCGCUAAGAAGAUCAUGAAAGAGGUGCAGGAGAGCAGGAGCGAGUACAGGAGGCCUCAACCCAAGCCCAGGUCCUUCAGGAGGACUUGGGAGGAGAAGGCGGAUGGGGCUUCCCACAUCACACACACCAUCGAGGAGACCACGUCGAGAAUCCUAGAGGUGUCUUCAGGGUCGAGGAGCUCGUCUCUGACGAAGAAGGAGAUCCUGGUGCGACCCGCCAGCGGCGACUCCGAAACUAGGAUAUCCGUGAGCUCUUCUCGAGACACGUACGACCCCUUCUACCACGACAGAACGACCCGUAAGUAUUCCAGGUUUUCUGACAGUACAAGUAGGUUCACAAGGUCGUCCGAUGUGCCUAGGGAUCCCUCAAGAUCGAGGGAGGGCAGUUCCGAGACGCUUAUCUCGUGCAUUAAAGGCUCGAAGCUUCUGAAGGUGCAGGACGACGACUCCGCUCGCGGGAGCACGUCAGAGGGCGAAGGAGACUCCCCCAGGACGACGGAGCGCGUGAGAAAACUCUCGGUGACCUUCCAGAACGACGCAAAAUCCCCUCCUCCGCCGACGUCGUCGUCCUCGUCAGAAGCUCUCCCCGAGGAACAAGGUGCUGGUGGUCGUUCUAUCGUCGCAUCUUCAUCCGUGACCAGGGGGAACGUGGAACCUGAGCCUGGUGAUCCUAAAAGCUUCGUGGCCGCGGACAUCUGCACGUCUUCCAGAGACGCUGACGUCGUUGAACAUUUAGCAGUGACUUCCGGUGACGUCACAGAACCAGUUGAUGACGUCACAAACAACAACAAAAGAACACGUAUUUAUUCUAGAAGCAGCUUGUCUUCACAAGACUCUAGGACACCGUCUCAUGAAACUCUAGAAAAUGCAGUGAACGAAAAUAAAGGAAACCACGAAAGUAAGACAGAAAGUGAGCGAAAUUGCGCGGAGGGGAAGGGAAGAGGAGAAGGAAGGAGGAGCGAGUCCCGAGCGCGCCCGAGAGAACAGGAUAGACCCGUCGGCCGUAGUUCCUCCGAGGAUGAUGUCGAUCAGGAUAGCUUGGAGGGACCAUGGUCGACGCCCCAGCUAGCCAAGGUCGUGCAGGAGCUGGUCGUGUCGCGGAAAUUCAGCAUGACGACGGCGCAGGUGAAGAAGCGGCAGCAGAACCUCGGCCGUCUCGACGUCUCCCAGAAGGAUCGAACGGUGAUUUUUGACAGCUCAAGGUUUCCUCGGCACGGAAGCGACAAGGACUGCGAGCACCGGCAGGAGCGAGAGGCAGGGAAGGGCGAGGCACAGGAGGAAGCCAAGGGCGCGCCUAAAUGGGCCGGCAGAGCUCGAAGCAACGGCCGGAACGGAGUUGCGUGGCAGCAAACAGCGAGGAAGGGAAGGCGGAGAAAGAGUAUUGAAGGAGACGGGAGCCAGUCGGAGGCGUCGACAGACAGCCAUGCCCCCGGAGAAGAGAGCGCCGGCACUCAGGAAGGGCGUCGGCACUUCACUAAACACAGCUGCGUCAAAGUUAGCAAAACGGAGACCAAGAGGAGCGGCGGAGGCGGGCCCAGGGGGAAGUACUUUGCGUGGGCGAACGAAAGCAACAAGGGGGACUCGCGGGGGACGGGGAACAAGGACGAGAAUAAGGUCAUGCCUUCCCCCAGGAUCGAGAGGAUGUGUCGCUCGCCCCAACUCCACAAAGGCCGCAUGUUUAGCAGUCACAGGAGAGACUCCUCGAGUAGUCGCACGUCCCCAAGGCAGUCUCCUAUAGGGUCACGGUACCAGAGUCCCCCCGGGGCAGUCUCGCCCAGGCUAGGGUCUUCGUCUAGAGUGGGGUCACCCAGACCUGAUUCGCCGAGGAUAGGCUCCUCGCGCUCGGCCUCUCCGAGGAGGAUGUCACCGCGAGUGUCUCCGAGGAUCGGCCUGAGAUCUUCACCCACGAAAUUCGUAACAUCACGCACGUCCCCCGUCCCUGCCUCUCCAAGGAUCGUGAAACCUAUCGUGACGUACGGGUGUCAGAGGUCACCCAGACCCACCUCCACCUUCGAGCGCCAAAGAAGCCUAAGCGUGGAUAAGGAUAACGUCAAGAAUGCAGAGGACGACGCCACGACACUGGGUGAGGAGACACCGGGGAAACCAAAGCCCUUGAAAGCUUUGCGGAGAGAGAUGUCCGACUGCCGCCAGCGCCUGGAGUCCUUCGUGGAGAGCCGGGCGAUGCAGGAGCAGCGUCAGCAGCGCUACAUCCUCAUCACCUCCAAGAUGAGCGGAAAACUUGACUCGGAAAUCAUUCAGUUUUUCGAGUCUCAGCAGCAGAAGCCUCGAGAAAUCCUCAGGAAUGAGAAGGUGCUGCACGAGCAUUUCCGGGCGGGCUCCAAGAGCGACCUCCGGAGGGCGUCGGGAUCCAGCUUCCGAAGUAAGUCGGCAAGCACGGAGGGCGACAAGUCCUCAGAGGACGCGAAGGAAGGUUCUGAAGACGACGUCACACCCGAUGCAACGCACGACGUCAGCUUCACGAGGGACAUCACGCGCGAGGCCUUUCCCUUCCUGACGAAAUCGGCCAAGGAAUCACGCGAAGAGGAAGGCACUGAGGAAGAUUCUGGUGAAGGAAAGCUGGAAGGACAGGAAACACUGAAGGGUCAGUCAAAAGUCACUGAGAAGGAUGAGGAUGAGAAGAAAAGUCUCCCCGUCGAGGAAGAGGCAAAGGGGAGAAACAUCCACUUGUAUGACACAGUUGCAGACGAUAAGAGUGACGACGGAUCGACCGUCCUGCCCUCUCGCGACGAGACUUACAAUCACGCGAGCAUUACCGAUCACACCGGAUCUGUGAACACAAUACCUGAUGAUGGUAACCUGAGACCGGGCCAAGGUAACGAUACCAUCGCCGGAGGGGAGAAUGAGGAGGAGGUGGAGGUAGAGAAGGCAACGGCCGGAGGGGAAUUAGAUAAAGACAUGAAUAGAGGCGAGACAGGGAAGCGAGAAGGGAGUGUGAAUGAAGAUGAUACUAACGAAGAAGGUGGAAGCGACGAGAAGAGAGGUGAAAUAUUAACCGAGGCAUUGAGUACGACCUCGUUGGAGACGGCAGCUUUUGAAGAGGAGGAAAGAGGUAUACUUGAUGAUGAGAAAAUCGACGUGGAGACGCGAGUGAAGAUUUGUGAAGAGACACUGAUUAGCAGUAGGACUGACAAUGUGCUCGUGAACGAAAGCGUGAGGGAAGAGAGAAGGUACGAGGAAGGACCGGCAAAGGUGAAGAAGGGGAUAGUGAAGGAAAUUAUCAUGCAGAAGGAGGAGGAAGCGAAAAGCAAAAUUGGGGAGACGUACAAGACACAACAGGUGUUGCGGCGGGACAUCUCCCCCACCACACCCAAGGGAAAGGACGAGACACAGCAAGAUGACACAGGAACCAAGGCCGAAAUGGCUCCCCGAAAGCCAGAUGCCGACGACCACCCCGGAGUGUCCCCGGAAGGAUCAACGUCGAACAGAGACGCAGCGGCGACGAACGCGGCCGUGGGGGAGGGGGAGGAUGCCAGUGUGGGAGCGAAGGAAAGCCCGGCGAGGGUCAGAGGCUUUUCAAGUCGCGACGAAUCGUCGGUGAACCUCGUAUCCCAAAUAACCCCUCUUGAACCUUCGGCCGAGGCGGCAGAAGGGAAAACCGAAAUAAAAGACGCGCAGGCCGAGGGGACCGUGAGAAGUCCACUGCUCAGGAGAACAGUGCAGAGUAAGGAAACCCGUACAGUUGAGUUUAACUUCGUUAAGGGCAAAGGUUUAGUGAGGGAAGAAAGAGUAGUGUUUAGAGGUGCAAGGGACUUGCAGGAAGACGUGUCGGACGAAGCCUCUGUGGAUGACAAACAGACCGAAGCUUCGCAGCCAAAGGAAGAAAUCAAAGAGGACGUCGAGGCACAAGAACCCGAAGAGCAGAGUACUGAGGAGCCAGACCAGAACGAAACACUGACGGCCGAGGACGAGCGUCAUGAAGAAGUUGCAGUCUCUGAGGAGGACAGGAGAAAGGACGUCUCCGUGGAAGUUGUUGUGACAAAGUCGGAAACUGCGUAUUGCGAGGCCGUCGAGGUGCCUCACAACACACAAACCAGAGAAUCAGAGGAGCAAGUACCUGAGCACAUGUAUGCAAAUAUCCUUCCUCCUCCCGCGAGAGUUAUCGGGGAUGAGCCGAGAGAGGUCACUGCCUCGCCACGAGAGGAAGAAAUGGACGACGAAAAAGUGCUUUGCCGCACGACCACCGCGCACAAGCUAAUGUCAGGUCACAGGCGGUUGACCAAGACGAUAUCCGAAGGAAGUUUUGUCGCCGCCGAUGAGUCCAGCGGGACGGAAAGAGCUCGCCCGCCUUCGAUCAGGAGAAGCCGGACCGAGAGCGAAUUUCUCACCGACCAGCUGGCGGCCGCGGCGACGUCGAGCGCCGAACACAAGUCCGCUGUGAGCCAGAUCUUCACGCGCGGAGUAUCGGGGAAGGUGAGGAUGAAGAGCCGGAGUGUGGAAAACAUCCGGCUCUCCAGUCUCAGCUGCGUUGAGAUCACCAACCCCAUCGACAGCGCGCCGCUCCCGAAGAGCAGCUCGGCCUGCCGCAUUGUGGGCGUCCUCAAGAAGAAGGACUCGAGGGAGAACGUUCUCGAGCUCAUGUCCCCCUCCAAGGACGACGAGCACGAGGACGAGGGCGAAGCCGAGCCACAGGAUGACAGUGAAACCACGAAGGAAAAAGGAAAAGAAGAAAAGGAGGAGGAUCAAACAGAAGUAUUGAGUGAUCUCGGACUUUCAAAUAAUGACAACCUUCCUAUAGAGGAAUCACCUGUCGAGGAAGCCAUACCAAUGUCCUCCGUGGAAAAUAUCGAAACCGAAGUUUUGGAGCCGAUUGAGGCAGAGGUGAUUCAGCCAGUGGAAGACGUUCCGGAGGAAUUCCUGGGUCAACAGGAUGACGCAAAAGGUACGAACAUGUCUGUAAUCAGUAGUGCACCAAUUGACAGUCACAUUUAUGAGAAUGUCCCAGACGUUUUGUUCUGCAGGAGCGGAACAGCAGAGGUUCCGACACAGUUUAUGGACUAUGAGCUAGAACAUACCUCCACACCCAUAGAUCAUUCCAGAAAGCUUGUAGCGAAAGUUGUCCAUAUUUACGAGAACCUUCCUCCUCCGGGGGUCUUGCUUGAAACUUCCUUUGGGGAUGUAGGUAUCAUGGGGGAAUUCCUGCCAUUGCAAGAUGUGUGCGUGUCCAAAGAAAAUACCUACGAAGAGUGUGUUGCUAACGAGCAAAGAGAUUCGGAGCCCAAAUUCAUAGAUCUGAAAACCGCCGAAUCAGGCAUUAUUAGUUCGAGAAUCAUUGAUUCCAACACCGUCGAAACCAAAGUCACAGAACUUAGAUCCGAGGCCAGGGUUCUCGAGACCUUGGAGCCUCCCGUGACUCCUGUGGUAACAGGGAAGCCCCCGAAGCCCUCCUCUGACGCGUUAUCAGUGCGUCGUCCGACUUACGAGAAAGCCUCGCUCAGGAGGAAGCAGCCCGAGUCGGAAAGUCGUGUCGAGAAACAGAAAUCCAACUACAUGCGCCAGAAAGGCGUCCGCGUCGGUAUUCUGAAGAAGCAAAAAUCAGACAUAACGGGGGUGAGACUGCAGAAGCUCCACUACUUCGACAGCGAGCUCCCCGGCGAACGCAGACGGUCCUACUCCAUCGGGGGAGACCCCAGGAAGGGCUCCAAGCACGGCAAGGGGGACGUAGACAAGGAACAGGCGUCUCACACGUGCGAGAGUUCCCACGACCUCGAUACUUCGGAGGCGUCGAGGCCUGAGAUGCGCGACUUGGAUAGACGGUGUCAUAGUUCCAUUAGUGCUAGUAGUAAUACUAGUAAGAGUAGCCGCAUAGAUAGAAUUCUUCAGAGUUGCGCACCUUGCAUUUCUAGCAACACGAACUCGAUGUUAGAUCUGUCUGUUAGGUCGGGAGUCCACACGAUCGGCGAAGAGUCCGGCGAUGAGGACGACGACACGUACAGAGGGCGUGAGGGGAGCGAGGCGUCGGCUCAACCAGAGACGCCCACCAGGGGCAUCUCGGGCAUUUUCCUCCGAUCCAGCACGAGGAGCAAAUCGUCACAGAAAAAUCAGUCCUCCACUUCGGAAAGCGGAAGAGCAAGUGGCACCUCCGAGGGGCAUGGAGUGACACGUCUUGAACUUGACGAGACCAACACCGACAGCAUGAUCUCCGGGAUGGAUUCGGAACUGACCAAAAGUCAGGUGACGAUUCCCAGCAGGACGAGUUUGAUCUCGAGCCAAGGGCCUGAGGAAAUGAAGGUCUACACAUCCUCGGAAACGAAUUCGAUUGUUGAGGACGUCGCGAGAAAUGGCGAGGCCGAGAUGGCGGAGAAAAGCAGUCUCCACGCGAGCUUCGAUGACGACGGCGGCCCGACGCCCACUCCGGAGCAGAUGGGCGUCACGGCCGGGGAUACAGACUUUUACAGCGAGCUGCUCGACACCAUUCUUAGCGUGGUUGACGCGCAGGAGUCUCCGGAUCCCGGGGACGGCGAGAGUGCAUUUCUCGACACGCCCGUCAUCUCGAGGGAAGUCACACGCACAAUUAAAGUAGAUCAGUUUAAUGGCUCCAGUGAAAGUUUCCGGUUAAAGGUAGAAGUUAUAGAAACGAAGAAGAAGGAGCCCGAGGCCGCCAAAAUAACAAAAGACGCAAAGCCGGAACCUGAGCCCGAACUAGAACCUGAUCCGACUCCAACUCCCACAGCUAAGAGAGAGACGGAGCGCCCCAGCGACUCGGAUUCGACGGCGAGUGUCGACUCUGAAUUGGCGGAGGUUCGACGUCGUAUCACAGAAAGGUUUCCGCCGGCGCCUCGAGACGCAUCCCAGGCUAGCCAGGAGUCCAUCCUAGCCUCCCCGAGCGCCGUAUGCCCCAUGCCCAACUGCGCCGCGUGCCGUGCCCAGAGCAUCAAUUUCUCACAACCUCUCGUAUUUACCUUCGACGAUCCCGCUCCUGCGCCCACGCCCGAGCCAGCGCGGGCGGCGAGCGUUCCGUACGUGGACCAGGCUGGCGAGGAGGCGCCUCAUGAGGUCUUCAGCAGGUCUGCCAGCCUCCCGCAUGACCCCGAGGGCUACCAUGAUGCUCAGGUCAUCCGUCGGCCCGACCGUCAGCACCGUCAUCACCAUCGUCGUCACCGGCAGUACUGGGGAUCCGCCCUCAGCGACAUAGUGGGCGGGUCGGUCCCCGAGCAGUCGCUCCUCGGGGUGCAUCCCCAGGGGGCCUCGCUCCAGGACGAGUCUUUCCUCAUAGGGGCGCUUCAUAGCAAGAUUCUCGAAGAAGCUCGGGACCAAGACUCAUUUCUUCAGGAGACUUGUCAGAUCAAUCCGCAGCAGAAUGAAAGGCCUCAGGAAAAGCCUUCAGCGACCUCAGAUCGUAAGGGAUCUCCUCGAGAGACGCUGAAUUCCAACCAGGGUGGAGCACUGGUAAACAAAUCACCGCCCCAGAACCCUUCGGCGAAAAAGGGUGCAUCAUGUAUCUCCGUCCAGGAUAUCCGCGUGAAACCUCCCGUUCAGGAGCCGAUAUACGAGAACCAUCCCAUUCAAUGGCCGGUCAAAGAUGCCAGUCUAGAUAAUUCGUCCCUCAAGGACGCGGCCAUUUACGAAGUCAAACUCCAGGAUACUUCGUUUCAUGACAGCACGAGCCAAGAAACAACCCUUUUAGAUAUCACCCUUCAAGACACCACACUCCAGGACUCCACACUUCAGGACUCCACACUUCAGGACACGACGCUCCAAGACAUCGUCCUGCAGGAAGCAGUCCAACAGCAGGCCGCUGUCCAGAGCAGGCAAAGGGCGCACAGCCAGCUGGCCCCGGACGCUCCCCUGCUCGACGGCCCUGUCAAGGACGCGCCGGCGCAGGGGGACCCGAUGACGGACUCUGGGGUGGAGGGAUGCAGAGACGUGCAUGAAUUUGCUUCUGUUGCGUUGAGUCGCACAAGUUCCACGUUUCCUUCAAACAGAGGAAGGAGGAGCGUCCCAAGCCUGGCUUUAUGGCGCAUAAAAUCUCCGCCGUGUUUGGAGUCGACCUUUGGAACCUCGGCCAACUCGGGUUACUCGCGCUCAACACCUGAUCCUCGACUUCCAGUGUUUAUGUAA
Molecule: messenger RNA, 10017 nt
Organism: Penaeus chinensis
Lineage: Eukaryota; Metazoa; Arthropoda; Malacostraca; Decapoda; Penaeidae
Product: serine-rich adhesin for platelets-like
Exons: 10
Coding region: 1-10017 (3338 amino acids)
Source: RefSeq, a predicted model, not a curated record